Mucor mucedo is the source of this 1396-nucleotide messenger RNA. Its product is annotated as pyridoxal phosphate-dependent transferase. Bases 87 to 1223 code for a protein of 378 amino acids. The record is from RefSeq and is a predicted model, not a curated record. The transcript has 6 exons. Gene Ontology annotation, cellular component: peroxisome. NCBI's taxonomy places the organism in Eukaryota, Fungi, Mucoromycota, Mucoromycetes, Mucorales, Mucoraceae. Gene Ontology annotation, molecular function: L-alanine:glyoxylate transaminase activity; L-serine:pyruvate transaminase activity.
UCCAUUGCAUUAAGUUUCGUUUUUCGUUACUUUUUGAUUUUGAUUACUCUUUUUUCCCCCAAACUUUCUAAACUAAAAAAAAUAAAAUGGCACCCCACAAGCUUUGUAUGAUUCCUGGUCCUAUUGAGGUCCACGAAGACGUCUUGCAAGCUAUGAGCACCCCUGCUACCGCUCACGUUGAUCCCAAGUUCGUCCCUAUCUUUGGUGAAAGUAUCGAAUUGGUCCGUAAGGUCGUUUUGACUGAGACUGCCCAACCCUUCAUUGUCUCUGGCUCUUGUACUUUAGGUUGGGACAUGAUGGUUAACAUUCUUGAACAAGGUGACGAAGUUUUGGCUUUAAACACUGGUUACUUUGGUGAUCAUUUUUCUGAAUGUUUGGAAAUUUAUGGUGCCAAAGUCACUACCCUUCGUGCUGAAGUCGGUUCUCGUCCUACCAACGAAGCUUUGAAGGAAGCUUUGAAGGAAAAGAAGUACAAGAUGGUUACCGUCACUCACGUUGAUACUUCAACUGGUGUUUUGUCUGAUAUUAAGACAAUUGCUCAAACUGUCAAGUCUAUCUCCCCAGAGACUUUGGUUAUUGUUGAUGGUGUCUGUUCAGUUGGUUCCGAAGAAAUCCGAUUCGAUGCUUGGGGUUUGGAUGUUGUUAUUUCAGGUUCUCAAAAGGGUUUGGGUGUUCCUCCUGGACUUUCUGUCGUUGUUGUCUCUCAACAAGCCCUCGAUGUUUUCAAGAACAGAACAUCUCCUGUUGUUGCUUAUUAUUCCAACUGGAAGAAGUGGUUGCCUAUCAUGCAAGCAUACGAAUCUCGUAAACCUGCAUACUUCGCUACCCCUGCCGUCCAAUUAAUCUAUGCACUCCAUACCUCUCUUAAGCUUAUCACUAGCGAACCUAUGGAAGUCCGCUUCGAAAAACAUCGUGAGGUUUCUGCAAAGUUCAGACAAACCAUCCGUGAUUUGGGUUUGAAGCCUCUUGCUCAAACUGAGGAGAGCUCUGCUAAUGGUAUGACUGCUGUUUGGUUGCCUGAAGGUAUUGAGGUUCCUCAAUUGGUUCCUGCUCUUGCUGGUAAGGGUGUCCAAAUUGCUGGUGGUAUUUUGACCGGUUUGGCUGGAAAGUAUUUCAGAAUUGGUCAUAUGGGUAUCUCUGUUAUGGAACCUGAGCGUCAUCACAUCGAUAAGGUUGUUGAGGUCUUGUCUGAAUCCUUAAAGGAACUUGGUUACAAGGCUUAAAUACCACAAUUUCAGAAGAAGAAAAAAAGAAACAUCUGCAUGAACGACUCUUUCUUUUUUGUUAAAAACAUUUCCUUUGGCAUAUAACCCAUUGUAUACACACACACGCACACGCUAGAAAUCGUUUUUUUUUUAAAACACAAUAAACAGAAUAUUUUAUUUUUUUGUUUCAA